CACAUAUUGCAAUCAACAAACCAAUUACAUCCUUGAUCCAAUCAACAUCAACAAUUGUUAAUUGUUUAAGUUUCACGUAUGGGGCUGUACUGUAAAUAUGGAAGAACACGUUAUUUACUAAAACCUAAAUGUUUUUAAUGUGAAAAUGUUUACCUCAGUGUACUUAUGGGCAUUGCAUUAACCAAAUAAUGGUGAAAAUGAAAACUAAAAGUUUCUUGUUGUUUUCGACAACCGUUUUUGCUAUUAGUAUAUUUUUAAUAGUUUUCCACUCGCAACCCCCGCAGUCAUUUCAAAGUAUAGUUUCUCAAACCCAUCAGCAUAUAAAAAACUUCCAGCAGGCCUCUUUGACCCAGGAGCAGCUACGGGAUGUUGAAGAGCGUCAUCUGGUGCAAGAAGAGCGCUACCUCAGCCUUGUUGGAUUGGCUGGGCAUGUUGAACUCUGGAAGAACACAACCGUCCCUGUGCUUGUAACUCAUGCUCGCAAUGAUGAUCAUGCACUAGUUGUAGCCUUUAUAAGGGCAGCUCAGAAACUUCCAUACACCAUACUUGUCUACAAUCUUGGCCUCAAACCCUAUUCUUUAAAUGUGAUUUCCAACUACUGCAAUUCAUCAAAGUGUGUUGUGAUAGAUUUCGAUCUCACAGCAUUCCCUGCGCACGUCAACGACGAGAGCAUCACUGCCUUUCGACCGCUUGUCAUUCAGCACGCGCUGAGUCGCGUGGGCGGGGUGGUGUACUGCUCCGCGGCCAGCAGAUGGCGCGGGUCAGCGGCCGAGCUGGAGGCGACGUGGCGGGGUGCCGCAACGUCGCUGGGCGUGGUUGCCUGGCCGCGGAGAGCCGCCGUCACCUCGCUCACGCACCCGCACAUGUUCACCUACUUCCACGCCGACGUCGACGACUUCCUCUUCGUUCAGAUGCUCGACACUUCGCGUCUCGUCUUGGCCGCCUGCGACCGCCUAGCGCCUCUCAUGCGGCCCUGGGUGCAGUGCGCGCUCACCGCCGACUGCAUCAUGCCCGUCGGCGCUCAGUCGGAGGGCUGCCGUUUCGACAAGAAGCCGCAAUAUCGGUAUUCGGGGUGCCACGGACAGGACGCGUCGGCGUUGAGCAUCAUCCUGGGACUCCGCAGCGGGUUCGAAGAGAGCGGCUACACGGGAGCGGCGGGCCGAUGGGGCCGCGCGUCCGCCCAGAGAGCCCUCUCCGCCCAGAGGCCCCUCUCCGCCCGCCGCAACGGUUCCACCACGCCACGCCCCGACGAACGCUCCGACCGCACGGACCGCUACGACAGCCGCUAGGAUCGGGUACGUUCGCCGCUAAGGACGAUCGUCUCCACUUCCAGCUUUGUUCCGAAUGACCGAGUGAUAUGGAUUCAAUAUCGUGUGAUAUGUAUUUUGAGUUAUGAAAGACUAUCGUUCGUAAAUAUUACACUUAACAUUUAGCGUUAACACUUUGCGCGCGAUAUAUUUUAAGUAAAUAUAAAGCAAAAUUGUGGCGAACAAAUGUCGAUAGUAAAACUGUGACGUGACGUCAUUAUUAAUCUCGUAUAUGACGUCUACAAUUUGAAACCGUAGCCGGGAAAGGUAGGUCCGUCUAGCGCCAGCACAAAUGUGAUCUCAAUUGUUUUCGGCAAUUUAUUUAAGAGUUUACUUUUUAAUACUUUAAGCGUCGAGAGCUUUGCACGCUGCGAACGGAAAGCUCGGAAUAUUAUUUCGAUGCGACGUUGUGGUCAACGGAUUUGAAGUACGAUUGCAAAAAAAUGUUUAAACGUCGAUGUCGACAUUACUCUUAGUAAAUUAUUAAGUACAGUCAUUAUUGUAAUGUUUUUAUUUUUGUAAUUUUAUACUUACCGCGUACAAUAUUAUUUUGUUUAUUAUUCUAAGCUUUAGAGGGCUUAUUUAUGUGUAAUUUCUUGCUUAUGUCCUGUGGCGCUUGGCUCAUUACCCACUCGUGACGGGUCUUUCGAUAGCUACGACUUUUGAUAGAAAACUUUGUAUAAAGUUAGUAAUUUUGUAGAUAGUCGAUUUAUAUUUAAUAGCGAUUCAUGGAUACAAAUAAUAACUCAAAGUAGCGAGGGGUCUAGGUUACGGCUGUCCAUAUAAAAUGUUAAAUCGCCCAGUAUUUAUAGAAAAUGGCUUCUACGUCCCGUAUUGUAUAUUGACUUGUGCUAGUCCUCUUCUAUGUUAAUAAUACUUAAUGCGCUCGUCCUAAGGUCCAAUAAUUAUUUUAGUGUUUAUUACUAUAUAUCUUAAUUGUAUUUCGUGCAAUAUUAGCUUAUUAUCGAACCCUACGAGUGAUACUUUUAUGCUCCUUUAUUUAAAAUAAAUGGUCCAUAUAACGA
Pieris brassicae (large cabbage white) is the source of this 2332-nucleotide messenger RNA. RefSeq lists its product as uncharacterized. The record is from RefSeq and is a predicted model, not a curated record. The coding region runs from base 189 to 1289 and encodes 366 amino acids. The transcript is spliced from 5 exons. NCBI's taxonomy places the organism in Eukaryota, Metazoa, Arthropoda, Insecta, Lepidoptera, Pieridae.